ACAAUGCAGACCAAUGCAGUAGUGAGGAGCCUGGCUGUAGUAGCUGUUAUUGCUUUUACAAUCUGGACUGUAACAGAUGCUGAAAAGGUCAACACCUGCUGUACAAAAGUCUCUAGGUCCAUGAAGAACGAGACCAUCACUAAUUACAGGUUUCAGAAGAAGGACCCUCCUUGUGUUAGAGCUGUCAUUUUUUACACAGAAAGAGGGCAACUCUGCAUCGAUCCAAGUCAACCCUGGGUCCAGAAGAAGAUCAUUUCAUUUAAGAAUUCACAAAAGAACAAAACAUCUUCAACUUCUGCCUCACCACGUGUGACUGCCUCAGUAUCGAUGAAUUCAACUGCCAGCAGCUAGAAGCCUUAAAGAAAGAAACCAAAAAAAUAGUCAUGGCUCGUUCCAGUGUAUAUUAAGAAAUUAAUGCACACUAUAAAAGUAAAUAUUUCAAAUG
Molecule: messenger RNA, 445 nt
Organism: Trichomycterus rosablanca
Lineage: Eukaryota; Metazoa; Chordata; Actinopteri; Siluriformes; Trichomycteridae
Product: C-C motif chemokine 19-like
Exons: 4
Coding region: 4-351 (115 amino acids)
Biological process (GO): immune response
Cellular component (GO): extracellular region
Molecular function (GO): chemokine activity
Source: RefSeq, a predicted model, not a curated record